AUGUCUUUUACUUGCGGAGACGAGUACGCGGCGCAUCUAAAAGGACAUGGCUCUCAGGGAAAUCAAUUCAAUGACGCCCAGAUACAGUUGCUGAAACGACAACGUGGACUUCCGGAUCCUAGUCCUGUCAAAUGUUGCCCACUGUGCAAUAUCUCCCUGGGGAAUCUCAGCCAACCCUACAACGAGGGAACCGCAUAUUCCAGCCGCAAAGGAACUGAACAGCCUUCUCCAGCUACUCUAGCUUUGAAGAUGCAGAAACACAUAGCAUCACAUCUCAUGACGAUUGCGUCUUAUUCCCUACCAUGGCUGGACGAAACCGACGGCGAUGUAGCGAGCGAUAGACCUCUCUCUUUGGCAAGCGAGAUUACAAGCAAUGAAUUGGCGGAAGGUAGUGACAAGCCACGUCAUUCCGAUAGCCACAGAGAUUUCCCAGAUGAACUAGGAACCCCUACUUUUGACGACCCCGACAACGAACCAGACGAGUACAUUCCAGGUGAAUGGGAUUUCAUCACCGAUACCUCGUAUGAAGGCCAAGAGUUCGAUAGUCUUCUGUCUUCUUUUGUGCGCAAAUAUCACGUUGACAUGGCUUUUACCGGGAGCACCAAAAGGGAGCCUUCGCUUCCAUGCAGCGUUUAUGGGCCGGCUGGAAUUGGUAAAACUCAGGUCGCAGUUGAGUUUGUAUACCGACACAUGCAAGAGUUCGACGCAGUAUUCUGGGUUCACGCUGACGAAGCCUCAAAGUUGAUCGAGGAUAUCAAUCGAAUCACAGUUCACUUAGGCUUGGUGGAUGAAGCAUCGGCUGAUUCUGGUGAUCAAUCCUUAACCAGAGAUCUUUUCAAGCGUUGGCUCGGGAAUCCUACGAUAUCAUCUAAGUCCGAUCUCAGAUCUGAGCGAGCGAACUGGCUACUCAUACUAGAUCAUGUUAUUGAACCUGCUAUACUCGAUCAAUUCUGGCCCACUGAAAGGGAGUGUGGUUCAAUCCUCAUAACAAGCCGACGGCCGAUGCCGUGGUCUCAUGAUAGGUAUCCUUCUCAUACGCUCCAUCCCUUCACACCCCUAGAAGGAGCCAAUUUCAUGUGCAGUCUACUAAACAAUGGCGUCUCACCAGAGGAAAAACAAUGCGCAAGUAUCAUCAGCUCGAAGGUCAAAGGUGUACCCUACGCCUUGAGACACUUGACGAAAUGGAUCACAGGAGAGAAUUUGAGUUUCAGCGAAUUUCUUACGCAGAAUCACACUCGUGAGAACAAAGAACUACAGAAGAAGAUGAGAGGAGAGCUGGGUAGGUUCGUCAUGGCCGAGGAACACUCGUUUCUCGAAGUCGCGUUUGAGAGCAUCAAGCAUUCGAGACCGUUGUUAGAUGUGUUAGCUAUGCUCGAUCCAGACAAGAUUCCCGAACGGAUUCUGAUAACGGAUUCCCCUCAUGUGUUUAUUCAGGGGUAUCCGGCGACCCAAUCAAGCCUGCACGAGGCACUGCAAGAGCUGCUUAAGUAUAGUCUCGUAAUACGGAGCCCUACAUCAGCAACUUACGGCAUACAUCGGAUUGUACAGGAUGCAGUGAGGAAACAAAUGAGUCCUAUAUACUCGAGGGAUGUUUAUAAUACCUGCGUUCUUCUCCUCUCUGCGCAAUGGCCAUUUCACACAUUCACAUGGAGGCAUGGCAUCUCAAGAUGGCCGCAGUGUGAGGAGUUGUUCCCACAUAUCAUCCGCUUGCGCCGCCAUUCCUCAAACAUACAUACUGACGAGUACCACCUGUACGGGGCUUUCCUAUACGCCAGGUUAUGGUGCGAUUGCGGAUGGUACUGCCAUGAGCGCGGAAGAACCAGAGAAUCGGAUGAUUUUAGCGGUAUAGCUCAACGUCUCUGUGAGGAGCUAAAGUCUUCGUAUCCGCUACUCCUGGUCAAUCAACAACCACAUCUUCCCAAUGAGCGAGAUAUUGAGAACAUUCUCGCUGAGAUUCACCAUAAUCGUGGCGUUAUGGCAAACGAGAUCAACCGACCCACCGAAUCUCUCGAAUACCUUUCAAAGUUUCACGCGAUGAUGAUGAAUGAUUUGGGAAACAGGCGACCUGGCACCGACAUGCGUCUCGCGCUGUCAUUCAAUGAGCUUGGAUGUGCUUACAUGCUUCGAAAUGAUUAUUCACGUGCGGAAAAGUGCUUUGAAAGGUCGAUUAGCAGCAUGGAGCAGCUGGACAAUUAUGAAAGAUGGCAGGUUUCUUUACCCGGUGUGAACUUGGGGGUUGUUUAUUGGCUUACUGAGCGGUACACCGAAGCACUCGAAGUCCUCUCGCAAGGACUUCGUGACCGGGAGAAGAAAUUUGGAUCCAACGAUCAAGAGUCUUUCAUUACCGGACGCUUUCUCUAUACUCUCGGAAACGUACAUGAAUCACUCAGCAACUACGACGUCAGUCUAGAGUAUCAUCAGCGCUCGCUCAAUCACUACCGUAAUACUCUCGGAAGUGCACAUCAUCGAACAGCAGAUGCAUUCGUUCGGAUCACGAGACACUUCAUGAGACUUGGUCAACUGGCCGAAGCCUUAGAUCUUGUGGACAAAGCCAUUCACAUAUACCACAAUUUUGACUCCGCCUUCGAAGCAGAAACUGCUCGCGCAAAAUUCUGCAAAAGUAAAGUACUGCGGCAAGUGGGAGAUACCGCCAAAGCAGACAGAGAGUUGGCUGAGAGUGUGAGGUGGUAUUACGAACUUAAUAGGCAAGAUGCGACUGGGGACGGAAAGAUUCAGGAAGCUGACUUUGAUCGACUGGUUGUGUUCUGGUCGAGAUAA
This is a messenger RNA of Dothidotthia symphoricarpi CBS 119687, 2778 nucleotides long. RefSeq lists its product as uncharacterized. Gene Ontology annotation, molecular function: ADP binding; protein binding. The coding region runs from base 1 to 2778 and encodes 925 amino acids. The record is from RefSeq and is a predicted model, not a curated record. The transcript is spliced from 7 exons. NCBI's taxonomy places the organism in Eukaryota, Fungi, Ascomycota, Dothideomycetes, Pleosporales, Dothidotthiaceae.